UAAAAAUUUCAAUUUAUAAUAAGGAUUAUCAAAGAAAAGAAAUUAAUAAAUAGCUUUUUAAAUAUGAAUUAAGGAGGAUAUCCAGCAAUGUAUUAACCAAUUUAGGCACAAUAUAUCUAGCAACCUUAGCCAUAGCAUUAAAUUCUUAUAUAAUAGCAACUUUAGCAAUCACAACAAGUUCCUAUCUUAAAUCAAGGCAUUCCUGGCUAUCAAUAGACCUAAAUACUAAAUCCUUAGUUUAACGAUGAUUCUAAAAAGAAGAAGACUUUGGUAGGAAAAAUGGAGGAAUUAAAAAAUGUUCCCAAUGAAAAGUAAAUGUAUGUCUUUGGUAUGGAUAUUCCUUAAACAGGAAUCACAAACUUGAAUUAGGAAGGACUGAUUCACUAAACUUUUGGAUCUCCUUUUGCAGAAAAUCCUUCUGUAAAAACAGAUGCUCUUAAUUUUUAGAUUCCUUAAUCUUAUUAAAAGCCCCAAGUUCAAUUGAAUCCAACUUUGAUAAAAAAAUUGCCUGAAGAUACUCUUUUUUACAUCUUUUACAACUAUCCUGAUGAAACGCAAUAGUUCGCUGCAGUCUAAGUUUUAUACGAAAAAGGGUGGAAAUAUAAUCACAAUAUGCUAACUUGGAUUAAAGAAAUAGAAGAAGUAGGCAAAAAUUUAUAUAAAUUUUCUUUCUUUAACUUCAAGGAAUGGAAAACCCUUAAAGCUGAUAAUAUAGAAAUGAAUUUAUAAGAAGAUUUGGUAACCUUAGCAGAUUUUGAGAAAUCAAUGACAGUCGAUUAAAAUAAGCAAAUUUGA
Tetrahymena thermophila SB210 is the source of this 795-nucleotide messenger RNA. RefSeq names its product NOT2/NOT3/NOT5 family protein. The transcript has 4 exons. Gene Ontology annotation, biological process: regulation of DNA-templated transcription. The record is from RefSeq and is a predicted model, not a curated record. Gene Ontology annotation, cellular component: CCR4-NOT core complex. NCBI's taxonomy places the organism in Eukaryota, Ciliophora, Oligohymenophorea, Hymenostomatida, Tetrahymenidae.